AUGUCCACGUCCCCGUGGUGUCCGAGUCCUACCGGCUGCGAUGUGUUACGCGCCCCUGCUUUAGAAAAAAAAGAGAAGCAAAACUUCAUAGAAAUGGCGGAGGGUGCAACGACUCUCAAAGGCUUGCGAGCCCAAAUGGCUGCAGCUGCACAGGCACAAGCCGAGGAGCGGCGCAGCCUUGCAGGGAAUAGUCCAGGACCUACAAGCAACACACCAGCUAAACCUCAGGGGUGUAAGCCAGUCAUUGACGGUGCCACACUUAGAAUAGACGACCGACUGCGAGUGGCAAAAGAGAGGCGAGAGGAGGCAGAGAGACAACAGGCUUUGCGAGAGUCUCAGAUCAUGGAGCGGGAGCGCAAGGCCAAGCUGCAAGUGGAGCGUCAAAUGGAAGAGCGUCAGAAAAAGGUUGAGGAACAGCGAAGGAAAGAGGAGCAGAAACGACUGGCUGUGGAGGAGAAGAGGAAGCAGAAACAGGAAGAGGAAAAGGAGCACUAUGAAGCAGUGAUGCGGCGAACAUUGGAGCGUAGUCAGCGAGUGGAGCAGAGGCAGAAAAGGUGGUCUUGGGGAGGACUGUCUACAGACUCAGAUGGACGAACAGGAAACUCUGAUGCCAGUGCCUCAUCUCCAGUAGCUAUAGUUAUCUCCCCUGCCUCGCCAGAAAAGCCACCAAGGAGUCGACAAGUGGACAAGCGCUCCACAUCCACCAUGAACCUGAAACAGCCGUCUGAGGCUGGCAUCAGCAAACGCCUAUCCUCUUCCUCUGCCACCCUCAUCAAAUCUCCUGACAAAAGAGUUAAGCCGAGAAGUUCAUCUUGUAACCGGUUGCCUAGCAAUGGCAAUGCUGCUCAGGCCAGUAAGGAAGACGGCAAAAAACUUCAGGUGGAGCAGACAGGCCAUUCCGUGAAGAAGAGAAGUUCCUCCCUCACUCGAGUAAGUGUGGGCAGAGCACAGACCCCUGCCAAGCCUGAUAAGGGGACAACGGAUGAUCAAGCGCGCAGGCCACCGGCCAGCGCUGUGGACGGAGGGGUCCUUAGUCGCCUGCUCACCCCCACCCAGGCCUCACUAGCUAGGAGCAAGAGCGCCGCCGCCCUAUCCGCUGAAGGAAGAGAUGAUCCAGAGUGUCACCUGUGUCCUCGCUCAGCCUCUGCCAGUCCCCUGCACCCACCGCGUGGACCUGUGCGCAGCCGUAGUAUUGACCGACAGAAGAGCGGCAUGACCACCUCUGUUUCAGCUGACGGUGCCCUCGACCCUUCACUGAAGGAGAAGCAGUUAACAUCACCUGGGGGGCAACGUCCCGCCUCCCCAUCCACUGCCCUAGGACGUAACCGCUCACCGUCCCCAGCCCCUAAUCCAACUCCAAAGAGGACCCCCUCCCCAGCAGCAACCAAGCAAAGUUCCAAGACACGCCCAUCUUCACCUGGUGCAAUGAAACAACGUCCCCCAUCCCCCCAGCCUACAUCAACCAAACCCCCACCCAUCCAGAAACCAGCUCUCACUCCAACAGGGCCCCCUACUUUGCGAAAGAGAGACUCCAAGUCCAAGGAUUUGUGUCCUGUCCCAGCUGUAGCGCCACAGUCCUCUGAUGCCAGCAAGUCCAAAGAGAAAGAUGACUCUAAGGCCUCAACAGGCACCAACUCGGCUGCUGAGGCAGCCAAGAUCCUGGCGGAGAAUCGCAGACUGAUGCGAGAGCAGAAGGAGAGAGAGGAGCAGCUCAGGAUACAGAGGGAGGAGGAGGAGAGGCUGAGAAAGGAAGAAGAAAAACGUUUAGCGGAGGAGGCUCGACUGAAACGCCUGGAGGAGGAGAAGAAGCUUGCAGAGGAGAGAAAACUCAAAGAAGAAGAGGAGGCUCGCCUGGCAGAGGAGGAGCGUGUGAGACUGGCCGAAGAGGAGGCACUCAAACAGGCAGAGCUCCAGAAGGAACGAGAGGAGGCUGAGGCCAAGGCUCAGGAGGAGGCAGAGAGAGUCCGUCAGGAGAGAGACCGCAUCAUGCAGCAGAACCAGCAAGAACGAAUGGAGAGGAAGAAGAGAAUUGAAGAAAUAAUGAAGAGAACUAGAAAAGGGGAAACAAAUGACUUGAAGAGAGACGAUGAGAAAUGCUCACAGGAGAACGGAGAAGAGGGAGGGGACCAGCUAAACUAUGAAACCAAGAUUGACGACAUAGCCCAGACAGGUGACAUUGCCAUGGAGGCUGACAAAGAUGAGAGUGGUCUGUCCUCUGGCGAGUCUAAACAACAAGACGAGCCCCUGCACAGUGUCAAUGGAAAACCAGAGACUGACGACAAGGAGAAUAACAAUGGCAUGAGCACAGAUGAGACUCAGGCAGUAAGUCCAGUACCUAAAGGUCGCCUCGUCGAGGGCUCUGAGUUCCUGAAUGAGCAGGACUCUGCCAAAGUGGGGUUGGUCUCAGGUCUGAAUGGUAAAUCUAACCAGUGGAGCUUUGAGGAACUCAUUGACCUCAAUGUCCACUCCAAGACUCGGCCCCUCAUGGAAGCGGAGGACUGUAACCAGGUCUUGAUCAACUGUGACGGGAGCUCAGAUGGGACCAGGGUGGCCUUCGAGGACAAGGGAACCCCCGUCAGCACCCUGCAUCCCUCUAAUCAACCCAUAGAAGCCCUUUCAGAGAUUUGAUGCUGCAGCUGUCGCUGAGAAGCCUCUCACUGUUGCACUCCUAAAGUUCCUGUCCAGCUGAUCUCCUUUAAAAAAAAAAAAAAAAAAAAAAAAAAAAGUCCUCUCUACCAGUUCCAAACAGCUUCCUCUUCUUUGUCCUCCUCUUCUUCCAGAGGGAGGAG
Molecule: messenger RNA, 2789 nt
Organism: Toxotes jaculatrix (banded archerfish)
Lineage: Eukaryota; Metazoa; Chordata; Actinopteri; Toxotidae
Gene: map7d3
Product: MAP7 domain containing 3
Biological process (GO): microtubule cytoskeleton organization
Cellular component (GO): microtubule cytoskeleton
Source: RefSeq, a predicted model, not a curated record